Messenger RNA from Botrytis fragariae, 354 nucleotides. RefSeq lists its product as uncharacterized. The coding region runs from base 1 to 354 and encodes 117 amino acids. The record is from RefSeq and is a predicted model, not a curated record. The transcript has 2 exons. Lineage: Eukaryota; Fungi; Ascomycota; Leotiomycetes; Helotiales; Sclerotiniaceae.
AUGACUAUCUAUCGCCUGUGUUGUAUGAAUUCCUCAGUCGCUACAUGCGCAUCAGCUUAUCUGAUGUCAGCUUCACAUAGCUGCGCCGCGGAUAGUCAUUGCAGCUUUCAAAGUGGCGCUCGCAUACAUACAAAAAGAAUAUUCACAGAAAAAUCAAAUGCUGUCGAAGCGCAAAAGAGUUGUGAUUGGUCAACGAAUCUACCUAAUGACAAAGAUAUCAUCAUUCUGUCUUUCAACCCACUAUCGUGCAGAAUACAUGCUGCGAUGUUACCCUCCGAGUACAUCUUCGUCCCGAUCAAGAAACAUCUGACAACAUUAUCACCAUUUUCGGAAGUUGCUUUACGAGCAGUGUAA